AUGUCGUUCAUUGACGACGACCUGCGGCGAAUCGAUGCUGCCCUCGACCGGUUCCAAUUGAAGGAGGCGGAGGAAAGGGUGUCCGCUGCGACGACCGAAGGAGAACAAGUCGCUGCUACCCCUGUCGAGGAUGCUCGAACUGCAGAACUCAAAGCAGUAGUCAGAGCAUUAUCGACAACUUCAAGCUCGAGGCCCCUCCUACGUCGUUCUAGAUUGCGCAGUCUGCUACGUCAACUUGGCAGAAAAGAGGGCGAGCAGGUGGCCGUUGAGACAAUUUCACCAGACAUUUCAAACCUGGAGUGGAUUGCAAUAGGCAAGGCAACAGCCCAAGUCUACGGGCUGAUCCUCAAUUCUCUUCUGGAUCGAACAAUUCCCCUAAGCGAGUCCAUCUGGUACUGGGAUGACAUCUUGAGUUCCUACGGAAAUAUUCUCCUCUACACAAUUCAGACAUCUCCCUUGAGGUUCUGGGAGCAGGCGAAGGACGUGUAUACCGAUGCACGACAGAAAUUUCUGCAAGGCCAUAAUCUCACGGUCUCCGCGAGACAAGCUACAACAACAGUAACCGAGGGUUGGCGUGAGUUCUAUGGCCUGGUUCAAAACAGCAUUCGAGAGCGCUCUUUGACCCAAGCCCAAACGAAGAUCCUGUCGCCGUUCUCAAUAGCCCGCAUGCAAGCACGGAAGAAUUUAGAGCGCAUACAACAUCUCAGAAAGUCCAGUGCUGGAACAAUCGGCAGACUUGUUAGGGAGUGUCUUGUCUUUGGUGGGUCGAUGGAAGACCGCAGGCAUGGUGCCUUGUUACAAGUGCUGGACGCCGAAGAAGAUGACUGGCAGACCACGAUAGCUCGAGCGGCGUAUCUGCUAGAUAGCUCUUCAAGGAAUCAAGAUGAUAUGGAAGAGUUCAGUUUUGACCCACAAACGGCCUCCUCAACAGAAGUUGCCAAUCUCUUGGUCAAAAUUCUCGAUGAGCGUCUUCCAAAGCAGGAAAAAGAAGCAUAUGACUUGCGGCUACAAUACGGCAAACCAUCGAGAUUGGUUCGCUAUUGGAUUCCUGCCGUUGGCCUCCUCCUCUCAGGAAGCACGCUGCUUCGGAUCCUAGUCAACAGAAAAGCCGAGAUUGCCCAAUGGUUCCGAGAUCUUGGCCAGACGAGCAUCGACUUCUGGACCAACUGGGUCAUCGAGCCGACGAAGAAACUCGUGGGCACAAUCCGCCACGACGAGCAGAGCGAAAUAGCGAUCCAAAGCCGCGACAGUCUUCGAGCCGACAGGGAAAGUCUGGAGCGGAUGGUGGUUGAUUUCGCCAUUCAACAUCCCGACGAGAAGGGGGCCAAUUUCACAGAAGCAGAGAUCGCGGAACUCAGGGCGAAAGUGAAGGAAGGGGACCUCACCCCGGUUCUAAGGGCAUAUGAAAGAGAGAUGCAAAGCCCCAUCAAGAACGCCAUCAUGGGCGACCUGGUCCGCACCUUACUCAUCCAAGUCCAGAAGACCAAAGUCGACGUGGAGGUGGCGAUCGGUGGAAUAGAUUCUCUGCUCAAGAGCCAAGAAUUGCUGUUCGGCUUUGUUGGCAUCGCCCCGGGGGUGCUCAUCUCCUAUUUCCUCUUCCAAUGGCUGAGAGGUGUUCUUGGUGGCCGCAAGGGUCUGCGCCAGGGCAUCAGAAAGGGCGAGACGAUUCGUCUGAUCAGAAACAUCGACCGCACACUGACAUCCUCGGACCUCGAUAUCGAUCAAGGCAUCAUCUCCGAGGAAAACCACGGCUUUCUCCUCUGCGAGACUCACCUGCUGCGUCAACGCGCCGCCCAAGUGCUGCCCCGGAGCGUGUGGCGAGAAUUUCUCGAGGACCUGGACGAUCUCCUCGACGUCAAGCAGGGCGUCAAUCGGCAGAUGCAGGUGGUGAGGAGGAUCGAAUGGGCCUAUGCGAAAUGGUUGGGCUAG
Fonsecaea erecta is the source of this 1929-nucleotide messenger RNA. RefSeq lists its product as hypothetical. Gene Ontology annotation, cellular component: mitochondrial outer membrane. The transcript has 3 exons. Lineage: Eukaryota; Fungi; Ascomycota; Eurotiomycetes; Chaetothyriales; Herpotrichiellaceae. The record is from RefSeq and is a predicted model, not a curated record. Bases 1 to 1929 code for a protein of 642 amino acids.